AUGGCGGCCGCCGAGACGAAGAUCAUCUACCACCUGGACGAGCAGGAGACGCCCUACCUGGUGAAGCUGCCGAUCCCGGCCGAGCGGGUCACCCUGGGCGACUUCAAGGGCCUCCUCAACCGGCCCAACUACAAGUUCUACUUCAAGUCUAUGGACGAUGACUUCGGGGUCGUGAAGGAAGAAAUCUCGGAUGAUAAUGCCAAGCUUCCCUGUUUCAAUGGCCGGGUGGUGUCCUGGCUGGUGUCUGCGGAGGGGUCGCACUCAGAUGGGGGAUCUGUCUGUGCCGAUAACCAGCCGGAGCUGCCGCCCUCCAUGGAGCGUACCGGGGGCAUUGGGGACUCCAGGCCUCCCUCCUUCCACCCCAACACUGGGGGGAGUCGGGAGAACCUGGAUAACGAGACGGAGACAGAUUCAGUGGUUUCAUCGCAGAGGGAGAGACUUCGCCGGAAAGAUGGACCUGAGCAUGCACCCAGAGUGAAUGGGACGGCAAAAGGAGAGCGGCGCCGAGACCUAGGCGGGUACGAGAGCUCUUCCACUCUCAUGAGCAGCGAAUUGGAGACCACCAGCUUCUUCGACUCGGAUGAGGAUGACUCCACCAGCAGGUUUAGCAGCUCGACAGAACAGAGCAGCGCCUCCCGCCUGAUGAGAAGGCACAAGCGACGCCGGCGGAAACAGAAGGCCCCACGCAUUGAGCGGUCGUCGUCCUUCAGCAGCAUCACGGACUCAACUAUGUCUCUGAACAUCAUCACAGUCACUCUAAACAUGGAGAAGUACAACUUCUUGGGCAUCUCCAUCGUGGGACAGAGCAACGAGCGUGGGGAUGGUGGCAUCUAUAUCGGUUCCAUCAUGAAGGGGGGCGCAGUAGCGGCCGAUGGCAGGAUCGAGCCAGGAGACAUGCUCUUGCAGGUGAACGAUAUCAACUUUGAGAACAUGAGCAACGAUGAUGCUGUGCGCGUGCUGAGGGAGAUCGUGCACAAGCCAGGGCCAAUCACCCUGACUGUGGCCAAGUGCUGGGACCCCAGCCCCAGGGGCUGCUUCUCGUUACCCCGGAUUGCUCCCCAGCGGAUCUGGGCUGGGCCAGACUCUCCAUGCUCCGAUCCGGGUGAGCCCAUCCGACCCAUCGACCCGGCAGCCUGGGUUUCCCACACGGCAGCGAUGACUGGCACCUACCCGGCGUACGGUAUGAGCCCAUCCAUGAGCACAAUCACUUCCACCAGCUCCUCCAUCACCAGCUCCAUCCCAGAGACCGAGCGCCUCGAUGACUUUCACCUGUCCAUCCACAGCGACAUGGCCACCAUCGUCAAAGCUAUGGCCUCCCCCGAGUCAGGUCUGGAGGUGCGCGACCGCAUGUGGCUGAAGAUCACCAUCCCCAAUGCCUUCAUCGGUUCAGACGUGGUGGAUUGGCUCUAUCACCAUGUGGAAGGUUUUACAGAUCGGCGAGAAUCCCGCAAGUACGCCAGCAACCUGCUGAAGGCCGGCUACAUCCGACACACUGUGAACAAGAUCACCUUCUCAGAGCAGUGCUACUACAUCUUUGGAGACCUCUGCGGCAACAUGGCUAACCUGUCCCUGCAUGACCAUGACGGAUCCAGCGGAGCCUCAGAUCAGGAUACGUUGGCUCCACUCCCCCACCCAGGAGCCGCACCGUGGCCCAUGGCUUUCCCAUAUCAAUACCCACCGCCUCAUCCAUACAACCCCCACCCAGGAUUCCCUGACCCAGGCUACAGCUAUGGUGGGGGCAGUGCAGGCAGCCAGCACAGUGAAGGGAGUCGCAGCAGCGGUUCAAACCGCAGCGGCAGUGAGAGGAGAAAGGAGAGAGACCCGAAGGCUGGCGAGUCCAAGUCGGGCGGCAGUGGCAGUGAGUCGGACCACACCACCCGGAGCAGUAUGCGGCGGGAGCGGGCGGCCAGUGAGCGCUCGGUGCCAGCCAGCCAGCGCAGCCAGCACUCCCUAGCUCACAGCAUCCGCAGCCACCACAGCCAGCAGUCGUAUGGGCCGCCUGGCCUGCCACCCCUCUACAGCCCGCCCAUGCUGCUGAUGCCUCCGCCGCCUUCUGCCAUGGGGCCCCCAGGAGCCCCGCCGGGCCGUGACCUGGCCUCUGUGCCCCCUGAACUGACGGCCAGUAGACAGUCGUUCCGAAUGGCCAUGGGCAAUCCCACAAAGAAUUACGGGGUGUUUGACUUCCUCUGA
Emys orbicularis (European pond turtle) is the source of this 2190-nucleotide messenger RNA. It is a transcript of the gene DVL3, whose product is annotated as dishevelled segment polarity protein 3. Gene Ontology annotation, cellular component: cytosol. Bases 1 to 2190 code for a protein of 729 amino acids. NCBI's taxonomy places the organism in Eukaryota, Metazoa, Chordata, Testudines, Emydidae. The transcript is spliced from 17 exons. Gene Ontology annotation, biological process: intracellular signal transduction; canonical Wnt signaling pathway. Gene Ontology annotation, molecular function: frizzled binding. The record is from RefSeq and is a predicted model, not a curated record.